Messenger RNA from Condylura cristata (star-nosed mole), 7695 nucleotides. It is a transcript of the gene USP24, whose product is annotated as ubiquitin specific peptidase 24. Lineage: Eukaryota; Metazoa; Chordata; Mammalia; Eulipotyphla; Talpidae. Gene Ontology annotation, biological process: protein deubiquitination. Gene Ontology annotation, cellular component: nucleus; cytosol. The record is from RefSeq and is a predicted model, not a curated record. The coding region runs from base 83 to 7324 and encodes 2413 amino acids. The transcript is spliced from 67 exons. Gene Ontology annotation, molecular function: cysteine-type endopeptidase activity; cysteine-type deubiquitinase activity.
AUCACUAGGCAAAUGCCUGUUGGCCUCGACCUACCUAGCAAGACUUGGUCUUUCCGAGUCUGAUGAGAAUUGUAAAAGAUUUAUGGAUAGGUGUAUGCCUGAAGCAUUUAAAAAGCUCCUGACAUCAAGUGCUGUUCACAAAUGGGGUACUGAAAUUCAUGAAGGAAUAUACAACAUGUUGAUGCUAUUAAUAGAACUGGUUGCAGAGAGAAUAAAACAAGAUCCAAUCCCCAUUGGCCUCCUGGGUGUGCUUACCAUGGCUUUCAAUCCUGAUAAUGAAUACCAUUUUAAAAACAGAAUGAAAGUAUCUCAAAGGAAUUGGGCAGAAGUGUUUGGAGAGGGAAAUAUGUUUGCUGUUUCACCCGUAUCUACCUUCCAAAAGGAGCCUCAUGGAUGGGUUGUGGAUUUGGUAAAUAAGUUUGGUGAAUUAGGUGGAUUUGCAGCAAUCCAAGCCAAGCUUCAUUCAGAAGAUAUAGAACUUGGGGCAGUCUCAGCAUUGGUGCAGCCAUUAGGAGUAUGUGCAGAAUACCUCAAUUCCUCAGUGGUACAGCCCAUGCUAGACCCAGUCAUCCUUACUGCAAUCCAGGAUGUGCGGAGCGUGGAAGAAAAGGACCUCAAAGACAAGAGGUUGGUCAGCAUUCCUGAGCUCUUGUCUGCCAUUAAGUUGCUGUGCAUGCGCUUCCAACCGGAUCUGGUGACCACUGUGGACGACCUGCGGCUAGACAUCCUGCUGCGCAUGCUGAAGUCACCACAUUUCAGUGCUAAAAUGAACUCCCUCAAAGAAGUAACCAAGCUAAUAGAAGAUAGCACUUUAUCCAAAUCUGUGAAGAAUGCUAUAGAUACAGACAGAUUAUUAGAUUGGCUAGUUGAAAACUCAGUUCUGUCGAUUGCGUUGGAAGGCAACAUUGACCAGGCACAAUACUGUGAUCGUAUAAAGGGAAUCAUUGAACUCUUGGGCAGUAAAUUGUCUUUAGAUGAGCUCACUAAAAUUUGGAAGAUACAGUCAGGACAAUCAUCUACCGUGAUCGAGAACAUCCAUACAAUUAUUGCUGCAGCAGCUGUGAAGUUUAAUUCAGAUCAGCUUAAUCAUUUGUUUGUUCUCAUUCAGAAGAGCUGGGAAACUGAGAGUGAUAGAGUACGACAGAAGCUAUUAAGCCUGAUCGGACGAAUAGGCCGGGAAGCUCGCUUGGAAACCACUUCCGGAAAGGUGUUAGAUGUACUGUGGGAACUGGCUCACCUCCCGACCCUGCCCGGUAGCCUCAUUCAGCAAGCCUUGGAGGAGCACCUGACGAUCCUGAGCGACACAUAUGCAGUGAGAGAAGCCAUCAAGAGGAGCUACAUCAUCAAGUGCAUAGAAGAUAUUAAAAGGCCUGGAGAAUGGUCAGGUUUGGAAAAGAAUAAGAAAGAUGGAUUCAAGCAAGGUGGGCUGACUGGGGAUUAUGUCUCCCUGCCAGGCUACACAGAAACUAAGCAAAGGUCAUCCCAGCUUAACAAUCCCCAGUUUGUAUGGGUGGUACCAGCUUUGCGUCAGCUCCAUGAAAUCACCCGCUCAUUCAUAAAGCAAACCUAUCAAAAGCAAGACAAGAGCAUUAUUCAAGACUUGAAGAAAAAUUUUGAAAUAGUAAAACUGGUAACAGGAAGCUUGAUCGCUUGUCACCGACUUGCAGCAGCCAUGGCAGGACCCGGAGGCUUGACCGGCUGCACGCUGGUGGAUGGCCGGUACACCUACCGGGAGUAUUUAGAGGCCCAUCUAAAAUUUCUGGCCUUUUUCUUGCAAGAAGCUACUCUGUAUCUGGGUUGGAAUCGUGCCAAGGAAAUCUGGGAGUGUCUUGUGACUGGCCAGGAUGUUUGUGAAUUAGAUAGAGAGAUGUGUUUUGAAUGGUUCACAAAAGGGCAGCAUGAUCUUGAAAGUGAUGUUCAGCAGCAGCUUUUCAAGGAGAAAAUUCUUAAAUUGGAGUCAUAUGAAAUCACUAUGAAUGGUUUUAACUUAUUUAAGACGUUUUUUGAGAAUGUGAAUCUCUGUGAUCAUCGAUUGAAAAGGCAAGGAGCUCAGUUGUAUGUAGAAAAACUGGAAUUGAUAGGAAUGGAUUUCAUUUGGAAAAUAGCUAUGGAAUCACCUGAUGAAGAAAUUGCUAAUGAAGCGAUUCAGUUAAUCAUAAAUUAUAGCUAUAUUAAUCUAAACCCUAGGUUAAAAAAGGAUUCUGUAUCAUUACAUAAGAAAUUCAUUGCUGAUUGCUACACAAGAUUAGAAGCAGCCAGUUCAGCACUGGGUGGCCCUACUCUAACACAUGCUGUGACCAGAGCAACAAAGAUGCUUACUGCAACUGCCAUGCCAACUGUGGCAACGUCGGUCCAGUCUCCGUAUAGAUCUACUAAACUUGUAAUAAUUGAGAGGUUGCUGCUUCUGGCAGAACGCUAUGUGAUCACUAUAGAGGAUUUUUACUCUGUUCCACGAACUAUUCUACCUCAUGGUGCCUCAUUUCAUGGACAUCUUUUAACUCUUAAUGUUACUUAUGAGUCUACCAAAGAUACCUUCACUGUAGAGGCUCACAGUAAUGAAACCAUAGGGAGUGUCCGGUGGAAGAUAGCCAAACAGUUAUGCUCUCCAGUGGAUAAUAUACAGAUAUUUACAAAUGAUAGUCUGCUGACAGUGAAUAAAGAUCAAAAGCUACUCCACCAGCUGGGCUUUUCUGAUGAACAAAUCCUUACAGUAAAGACUUCCGGCAGUGGGACCCCAUCAGGGAGCUCCGCAGAUUCCUCAACCAGCUCUAGCAGCAGCAGCAGUGGGGUUUUUAGUUCUUCAUAUGCCAUGGAGCAGGAGAAAUCUCUCCCUGGUGUAGUGAUGGCCCUUGUAUGUAAUGUAUUUGACAUGCUUUACCAGCUUGCCAACCUAGAGGAGCCAAGGAUAACUCUACGAGUACGAAAGCUUCUGCUCUUGAUACCCACUGAUCCAGCUAUACAGGAAGCCCUUGAUCAACUUGAUUCUUUAGGAAGAAAGGUUCUAAGCUCCAAACUCAUGCCAACAGCUGAUGAUGACAUGGCAAGAAAUUGUGCAAAAUCUUUCUGUGAGAACUUCCUCAAAGCAGGAGGUUUGAGUUUGGUUGUAAAUGUUAUGCAGAGGGAUUCUAUUCCAUCAGAAGUAGACUAUGAAACAAGGCAGGGAGUGUAUUCCAUUUGUCUGCAACUUGCAAGGUUUUUACUUGUUGGACAAACAAUGCCCACUGUUUUAGAUGAAGACCUCACCAAAGAUGGCAUAGAAGCCCUUUCUUCUCGCCCGUUCCGAAAUGUCAGCCGACAGACAAGCAGGCAGAUGUCCUUAUGUGGUACCCCAGAAAAGUCAUCCUACCGACAGUUGUCAGUGUCUGAUAGGUCUUCUAUUAGGGUUGAGGAAAUUAUCCCUGCCGCACGAGUUGCAAUACAAACAAUGGAAGUAAAUGAUUUCACUUCUACUGUGGCCUGUUUCAUGAGAUUGUCAUGGGCUGCAGCUGCAGGACGACUUGACCUUGUUGGGAGUAGCCAACCAAUUAAAGAAAGCAAUUCUCUUUUUCCUGCUGGAAUUCGAAACAGACUUAGCAGUUCAGGAAGCAAUUGCAGCUCUGGCAGUGAAGGAGACCCAGCAGCGCUGCACGCAGGCAUCUGUGUGCGACAGCAGUCUGUGUCCACCAAAGACUCACUGAUUGCUGGAGAGGCUUUGUCUCUUCUUGUUACGUGCCUACAGCUUCGGAGCCAGCAACUGGCAUCUUUCUAUAAUUUGCCCUGUGUGGCUGACUUUAUCAUCGAUAUUCUGCUUGGAUCACCAAGUGCUGAGAUUCGCCGUGUUGCCUGUGAUCAGCUGUAUACUCUUAGUCAGACAGACACUUCAGCUCAUCCAGAUGUGCAGAAGCCAAAUCAAUUUCUCCUCGGUGUGAUUCUUACUGCUCAACUGCCUCUCUGGUCCCCAACUAGUAUUAUGAGAGGAGUCAACCAGAGAUUAUUGUCUCAGUGUAUGGAGUAUUUUGAUCUGAGGUGCCAGUUAUUAGAUGACCUAACAACUUCUGAAAUGGAGCAGUUAAGAAUCAGCCCAGCUACUAUGCUUGAAGAUGAGAUUACCUGGCUGGAUAAUUUUGAGCCUAAUCGCACUGCUGAAUGUGAAACCAGUGAAGCAGACAACAUCUUACUAGCAGGACACUUACGACUCAUUAAGACCCUCCUUUCACUCUGUGGGGCAGAAAAGGAAAUGCUUGGUUCAUCACUCAUUAAACCAUUGUUAGAUGACUUCCUUUUCCGAGCUUCUAGAAUUAUUUUAAAUAGUCAUUCUCCAGCUGGCAGUGCCGCCAUCAGUCAACAGGACUUUCAUCCAAAAUGUAGUACGGUAAAUAGCAGAUUGGCAGCCUAUGAAGUCCUUGUAAUGUUGGCUGAUAGUUCACCUUCAAAUCUUCAAAUCAUUACAAAAGAACUCCUUUCUAUGCAUCAUCAACCUGACCCUGCCCUUACCAAGGAGUUUGAUUACCUCCCCCCCGUGGACAGCAGGUCCAGCUCAGGGUUUGUGGGCCUGCGGAAUGGUGGUGCCACGUGUUACAUGAAUGCCGUCUUCCAGCAGUUGUAUAUGCAGCCUGGUCUCCCUGAGUCAUUACUUUCAGUGGAUGAUGACACAGACAAUCCAGACGAUAGUGUAUUUUACCAAGUGCAAUCUCUCUUCGGGCAUUUGAUGGAAAGCAAACUGCAGUAUUACGUACCUGAGAAUUUUUGGAAGAUUUUCAAGAUGUGGAACAAAGAACUUUAUGUGCGGGAACAACAGGAUGCAUAUGAAUUCUUCACUAGUCUCAUUGAUCAGAUGGAUGAAUAUCUUAAGAAAAUGGGAAGAGACCAAAUAUUUAAGAAUACUUUUCAGGGCAUCUAUUCUGAUCAGAAGAUUUGUAAAGACUGUCCUCACAGAUAUGAGCGUGAGGAAGCUUUCAUGGCUCUCAAUCUUGGAGUUACUUCUUGUCAGAGUUUGGAAAUUUCUUUGGACCAGUUUGUUAGAGGAGAAGUUCUAGAGGGAAGUAAUGCGUAUUACUGUGAAAAAUGUAAAGAAAAGAGGAUUACAGUGAAAAGGACCUGUAUUAAGUCUUUGCCUAGUGUCUUGGUGAUUCACCUAAUGAGAUUUGGAUUUGAUUGGGAGAGUGGACGAUCCAUUAAAUAUGAUGAACAAAUAAGGUUUCCCUGGAUGCUGAAUAUGGAGCCUUACACAGUUUCAGGAAUGGCUCGCCAGGAUUCAUCUGCUGAAGUUGGUGAAAAUGGGAGAAGUAUGGAUCAGUGUGGUGGAGGAUCUCCACGAAAAAAAGUUGCCCUCACAGAAAACUAUGAACUUGUCGGUGUCAUCGUGCACAGUGGACAGGCCCAUGCCGGCCACUACUACUCCUUCAUUAAGGACCGGCGGGGGUGUGGAAAAGGAAAGUGGUAUAAGUUUAAUGACACAGUCAUAGAAGAAUAUGACCUAAAUGAUGAGACUCUGGAAUAUGAAUGCUUUGGAGGAGAAUAUAGACCAAAAGUUUAUGAUCAAACAAACCCAUAUACUGACGUACGCCGAAGAUACUGGAAUGCCUAUAUGCUCUUCUACCAAAGGGUGUCCGAUCAAAACUCCCCAGUAUUACCAAAGAAGAGCCGUGUCAGUGUCGUUCGGCAGGAAGCUGAGGAUCUCUCUCUGUCAGCACCAUCUUCACCAGAAAUCUCACCUCAGUCAUCUCCUCGGCCCCAUAGGCCUAACAAUGACCGACUUUCUAUUUUAACUAAGCUGGUUAAAAAAGGUGAGAAGAAAGGACUGUUUGUGGAGAAAAUGCCUGUUCGAAUAUAUCAGAUGGUGAGAGAUGAGAAUCUCAAGUUUAUGAAGAACAGAGAUGUGUACAGUAGUGAUUAUUUCAGUUUUGUCUUGUCUUUAGCAUCAUUAAAUGCCACUAAACUAAAGCAUCCAUAUUAUCCUUGCAUGGCAAAGGUGAGCCUGCAGCUUGCCAUUCAGUUCCUUUUUCAAACUUAUCUACGGACAAAGAAAAAACUCAGGGUUGACACUGAAGAAUGGAUUGCCACUAUUGAAGCAUUACUAUCAAAAAGUUUUGAUGCUUGUCAGUGGCUGGUUGAAUAUUUUAUUAGUUCUGAAGGACGAGAACUGAUAAAGAUUUUCCUGUUGGAGUGCAAUGUGAGAGAAGUACGAGUUGCUGUGGCCACCAUUCUGGAAAAAACCCUAGAUAGUGCCUUGUUUUAUCAGGAUAAGUCAAAAAGCCUUCAUCAGUUACUGGAGGUGCUACUUGCUCUGUUGGAUAAAGAUGUCCCAGAAAAUUGUAAAAAUUGUGCUCAGUAUUUUUUCCUGUUCAACACUUUUGUACAAAAGCAAGGUAUCAGGGCAGGAGAUCUCCUCCUGAGACAUUCUGCUCUGCGACACAUGAUUAGCUUCCUCCUCGGGGCAAGCCGGCAAAGCACUCAGAUACGUCGUUGGAGUUCAGCACAAGCUCGAGAAUUUGGGAAUCUUCACAAUACAGUGGCAUUACUUGUUUUGCAUUCAGAUGUCUCUUCCCAAAGGAACGUUGCUCCUGGUUUGUUCAAACAACGGCCACCUAUUAGCAUUGCCCCUUCGAGCCCCUUGCUGCCCCUCCACGAGGAAGUAGAAGCACUGUUGUUCCUGUCUGAAGGGAAACCUUACCUGCUAGAGGUAAUGUUUGCUUUGCGAGAACUGACAGGCUCACUGCUGGCCCUCAUUGAAAUGGUGGUGUACUGCUGUUUCUGUAAUGAACAUUUUUCCUUCACUAUGCUGCAUUUCAUUAAGAACCAGCUAGAAACAGCUCCACCCCAUGAGUUAAAGAAUACAUUCCAGCUACUUCAUGAGAUAUUGGUCAUUGAAGAUCCUAUACAAGUUGAACGAGUCAAAUUUGUGUUUGAGACAGAAAAUGGAUUACUAGCUCUGAUGCAUCACAGUAAUCACGUGGACAGCAGUCGCUGCUAUCAGUGUGUCAAAUUUCUUGUAACACUUGCUCAAAAGUGUCCUGCUGCUAAAGAAUACUUCAAGGAGAACUCCCACCACUGGAGCUGGGCUGUGCAGUGGCUGCAGAAGAAGAUGUCAGAACAUUACUGGACACCACAGAGUAAUGUCUCUAAUGAAACAUCAACUGGAAAAACCUUUCAACGAACGAUUUCUGCUCAGGACACACUGGCAUAUGCCACAGCUUUACUGAAUGAGAAAGACCAGUCGGGAAGCAGUAACGGCUCGGAGAGCAGUCCUGCGAAUGAGAAUGGAGAGAGGCAUUUACAGCAGGGCUCUGAGUCACCCAUGAUGAUUGGCGAGUUAAGAAGUGACCUUGACGAUGUGGAUCCCUAGAGGAGCAAGCCCAGCGCGCCAGGCAGGGUCAGGUCACAGUUACUGGAUGCUCACACCCUUUUGAACUGGACUCUCAUCCUUGAACCUUGAGAAGAGCCUGGAGACUGGAGGGAGAGCCUGCCGUGACUCUGGAGGAAGUGUGCGUUUUUAAUGAAAGUGCUCUGCGGCCCCAGGAAUUCUCGGGAGCUAGUUGGCAGCAGAACUCCAUCCAGCCUGUGCACCAUCCGUCCGGUGCACAGUCCAGACGUGAUUCACAUUCUCGGUAGAGGUUUUAGGAAGGAAAGCCGGUGGCAGACUUUCUGUCAUAGGAACAUACAAGAGUGAGGGGAAAAUUGUUGGUUUCUCUGUGAUACUACGAAACAAAUUCCUUU